This is a messenger RNA of Rosa rugosa (rugosa rose), 642 nucleotides long. RefSeq names its product putative F-box protein At3g47150. Gene Ontology annotation, molecular function: protein binding. The record is from RefSeq and is a predicted model, not a curated record. Lineage: Eukaryota; Viridiplantae; Streptophyta; Magnoliopsida; Rosales; Rosaceae. The transcript has a single exon. Bases 1 to 642 code for a protein of 213 amino acids.
AUGGAGUUGGGAAAUUUUCUAAAAGGAUGUGAUAAUGAGAAGGAGGGGAAGACUUUAACAUUGAUGGACCUACCGGAAGAUGUCACCAUCGACAUCCUUAUGAGACUGCCGGUAAAAUCACUUUGUUGCCUCGAGUGUGUCUCUAAGACCUCUUUGAACAGCCCUCAGUUUGCUGCACCGCUCACUCGACGUUUAUAUAACUUGUCUUCUGCUGUUGAAGUGCCUCAACUUAUGCUUCUUGCACAAUACUCUACUGGACUGCAUCGUGCAAUAAAUUUGCAGUCAUUGAAGUACAAUGGCAGUAACUGCUCGACGAAGACCAAUUUUGCUGAUCUUGUCUUCACAGAUUAUUUUUAUAACUACGAUGUAGAAUUUGUCUUCGGCAAUUUGUUUGGAAUUAGUAGGAGACGGAUGGUCAGAAAAGAGCUGUGCUACUUGGUCAAUCCUCUUAGGGGAGAAGUACUAAAGCUCCCAGUGAGUGAUGUCAAAGUUCCAAUCUCUAAUAGCUUUGAUCUAUGCAAUUAUGACCGGUACGGAAUGGGAUUUGAUCAUGUAAGUCGUACCUACAAGAUUGUUCAUAUUUCCAGAAAUGCGCCAAGAAGAAACACUAUGACCGAAUAUGCAAGAGUUCCAGCAACAUAG